This is a messenger RNA of Amphiprion ocellaris (clown anemonefish), 9494 nucleotides long. It is a transcript of the gene akap12a, whose product is annotated as A kinase (PRKA) anchor protein 12a. Gene Ontology annotation, biological process: signal transduction; regulation of protein kinase C signaling. Gene Ontology annotation, cellular component: cytoplasm. The record is from RefSeq and is a predicted model, not a curated record. The transcript has 4 exons. Bases 192 to 8324 code for a protein of 2710 amino acids. Gene Ontology annotation, molecular function: protein kinase A binding; calmodulin binding. Lineage: Eukaryota; Metazoa; Chordata; Actinopteri; Pomacentridae.
GCCGGACCAGGCUCGGUUAAUAAAGCUUCGUGUGAUCCUGCAGGGAGGAAACAGGAGUCCUCCAACAUCCAGGCUGCAGCAUUUGGGAGCUGACGGCUCUCUCUCCUCUCCUCGGAGCUACAUCUAUGGUUUCUUUUCCCCCCUGAGCGGAUAUUUGCACCAGUUUUGCGCUUCUCUCCGGAGCUCCGAUCAUGGGAGACGCUCAGUCUGCGCAGCGGGACGCACAGGAGGAUGCGGAGCCCGGAGAGGACGUCCAAACCGAGCAGAGCACCGAGGAGAAGCCUCUUGAAAAUAAAGAGCCGAUCUCAGAGCUCAAUGGAAAAGCAGACGGCACAUUAGCAGGAUUUCGUGGUCACACUGUGGAUGCGGCAGAGGGUAUACCUUCUCCAGACAAAGAUGUUCCAAAUGUUGAAAUUAACGCAAACAAUCCCAAUGAAGAAGAAGAGGAAGUUCCCGUGAAAAUGAUCGAAAUGGAGGCGAAGCAGAAUGAGAUCAAUGAGAAUUUCAAGAGAUUUUUUAACAACAUUGGUUUGAAGUUGACAGUAAGGAAAGGCUCCACCGAAAAGGGUGAAAUACAAGUGCCUGAGGAAGAACCAAACAAACAAGAAGACAUCAAAGAUACAGCAAAGGAAAGUGAGAAUGCUGAGAAGAACAAGGAACUUAACGCAGCACAGGAGGCUUACGACAAUGAUUCAACAACAGGUCCGACAAUGACUGAUGGUACAUCAGAGGAUUUGCUAGACACAGAAACCAAAAUGGAAGCUGAAUCUAAUAAAGCAGAUGCAGCAACAAGUUCACAUGGAAGUGAAGGUGGAAACCAGGAAGCCACACCUGAAGAUGUAGUCAUAUCUCCAUUCAAACGUUUGUCACUUCAAUUCAAAACUGGAUUCUUUUCUGGUCUACGGAAGAAAAAAAACGAACCAGCUGGGAAAGAGCUGGUAGAUAUGGGCAAAAAGGAGGAAGCAACGGAACAAACUGUACAAGACCAACAACAGGACAAGGUGGAGGAUGAAGCCGAUAUAGUUUGGAAGGAACUUCAGGAAAUUAAACCUAAAGAUGUGUCUGCAGCAUCAGCUCAAACAACAGAUGAAGCAAAAUCACCUUCCACGGAUCCAUCAGCAAUCAUUGUAACUGAGUGUGAAACUCUGAGCUCUCAAGAAAAAGUUCAAGCCAGUCCCAUGAAAAGGCUGCUGUCAGGUUCUAGUUUGAAGAAACUCUCCAAAAAGCAGAGAGGCAGGAAAUUAAGUGAUGGAAGGCUGUCCGACUCUGGAGAACACAGCUCUGAUCAUCUAAUGUCAUCUACAGAGUCGGCUGAUAAUCCCAGAGAAGACAGUUCUCCUCAAUCCUCUGCAGAGGCAACAGGAGAGGAAGAGGGUCCGUGGGCUUCCUUCAAAAAACUUAUGACUCCCAAAAAACGAAUGAAGGGCUCGUCCUCAGGCCACGAAGAGGCACAAGUCCCAGCUUCAGUACAUGAAGCAAAACCAAGUCAGGGAGAACAAACAUCAGAUCACAGCUCAGAAGAAGGAAGAAAGAGAAAAGAUUCAUCAGUGUCAUGGGAAGCUGUUUUGUGCGGAUCCGGACGGAGAAGAAGCCGGAAAACAUCCGACCCUGAGAAUGAAUCACCUCAAAAUGAUAAUGCUGAUAACAAACAAGACAGUGGAGCCAAACAGGGUACUGAAACACAACUAGAGAGGUCUAAUGAGGUCCACGAGACUCUAGCUUCAUCAACCAGACAAGCUGGAAGUCUUCCAGAGAGUGAUGGAGGAUCGACAUGGCAAUCAUUUAAAAAACUUGUCACCCCCAAAAGGAAAGCCAAGGACGAAGAUGAAGGCAAAGACAACAUACACUCUGAUAGCGAAAUUACUCAAGAUGAUUCCUCCUUUUCCAUAAAGAAACUCCUACCAGGACGAAAAAAGAGAAAGUCCGGUGAGAGACAAGACCAAGUGUCUUCAGACGAGGCUGAGAAGGAAGUAGCUUCAGGUGACGAAGACUCUGAAACACCAGCUGUGGUUCCAUUGUCAGAGUUUGAUACAGCUGAGACAGGGAUUCAAAUACAAACACAGGCAGACAUAGAAAGUGAUGCACCAAAGGUAUUAGAGGAUAAACUCAAGCAAGAUGACAUGACUAAGCCAGUCCUACCUUGUGAUGAUCAGCAAAUUGAAGCAACGACAGUCCGAAAGAAGGAGGAAGCUUUAAAGAAUGAGGCAUCUACAGCCCCUGUUACAAAUGAAGAACCAGAUGAGGAGCUGAUCAGUAAACAUCAACAACUCAGUGAUAUCACGGAGGAGGGUGCAAUUACAGAUACAAUGGCCACUCCAGCGUCAACCAAUGAAGAGGCAGCUAGAGAUGACACUAUAGCAGAGGACCUGAUAGAGAUCACAUCUGAGGCCAUAACUGCUCCAGAGACUGUUGACGUUACCCUGGCAGAUGAAACUGAGAUGAUCUCAGCAGUUUCUCAGUUAUCAGAGUCUUCAAAAACAUCUGGCAACACAACUCCAGUCCCAGCAGAACUUGAUGUCAAGGAUACAGAGUUGUUACUGCAGGAAGUCGUUGAAAACAUCCAAAUGAGCCAAGACGCAGUUCCAGUGUGUUCAGAGGAUUCAAGUUCUGAAAAAGAACGUCCAGAUGUUGAAGCAACAGAUGCACCUCAUGACCUUGCAACAACAGCCCAACCAGAGAGUGUAUCUGACACCAAUGAACCUACGUCAACGGAUAUCAUAUCGGAGGUUCCUACCGAGGAGUUUGACACUGCUGACAUAACCGCAGAUGAUGCUUAUAAGGAAGAUGUUUCACAGUUACAAGACACCAUGAGUGAAUUAGAGGUUUCUGAGGAAAACCGACAUAAAGUGGAAUGUGUAUCUGAGGUAAAUGAAGCAGUGUCUGUUGAGACACUACCUGAAGGUGAAGAAGUUGUCCCAGAUUCUGUAGUUGAGGCGGAUGAAGCUGAAAUCUCAAAAAUGGACUCCCAAGACGCAGAACCAGUUGCUGCGGUAGCAGAGGGACCUAAGGAUGGAGCUGUGGAGCAGGAAAUCCAAAUUCUGGUAGAAAAGGAAGAUCAGAUCCUGGAAAAUGUCCGUGACCAAGUUCCAUUUGAGGAUCAACCAGCUGUAGUGGCAGACAAGCAGGAAGAACUGGGAACUGUAGAAACCAACGAAUUAGCUUCAGAGAAGAGUAAUGCUCAAUCACUUGAAAAGAACAUCCCGUUCUCAGAGGACAUUUUACCAGCAGAAAAAGUUACAGAUGAACUUAAACAGACAGCAGAACAUCUCACUGGGGUAACCGAUGAGCCAGAAAACAAAGAACCACAAUCUGAUGAACCGAUAAUUGACCAACAUGAAGUUAUGGUAGUUGUACAAGAGGCCAUAGUGGAUUCAGAAGAUGGUAGUGUUCAGUCACUUGAAAAAGAAGCAACAUCAGAAGAUGUUCCACCAGAAGAAACACUGCCUUUUCCUGAAGUUGGUGUUAUGCUAGUGAAAGCUUCCAAAACUGAGCGUAUUCAAGAACAAGAAGUGUUACAAGCUGUUGUAUUAGAUCGAGAAGUAAGCAGCCCUGAAUCACUUGCUAAAGAAGUAAUAUCAGAGGAUGUUCCACCAGAAGAAACAGUUACAGAUGAACCCAAAGAGGAAACAGCACCUCUUGCUGAAGAUAAUGUUGCUCUAGUAGAUACUCCCAAAACCAAACAUAUUCAAAAAACAGAAGCAUCACAAGCUGUACAAGCUGCCACAUUAGAUUCAGAGGGAUGCAGCGCACAAGUACUUGAAAAAGAAGUAAUAUCAGAGGAUGUUCCACCAGAAGAAAUGGCUAGAGAUGAAACUAAAGAGGAACCAGUACCUCUUGCAGAAGGUAAUGUUGAGUCAGUGGAUGCUUCCAAAACUGAACAUAUUCAAGAGCCGGAAACAUUACAGACUGCCACAUUAGAUUCAGAAGUGAGCAGCCCUCAAUUACCUCAAAAAGAAGUAAUAUCAGAGGAAGUUCCAUCAGAGGAAACUGUUAAAGAGGAACCAAAAAAGGACACAGUACUUCUUGCUGGAGUUAAUGUUGAGCCAGUGGAUGUCUCCAAAAUGGAACAUAUUCAAGAACCAGAAGUGUUACAAGCAGAGGAUUCCUGCAAGGAAUCAGAAAUUUUACAAGUCGUACAAGCAGCCACAUUAGAUUCAGAAGCAGGUGGCUCCCAAUUAAUUGAAAAGAAAGUAAAAUCAGAGGAUGUUCCACCAGAAGAAAUGGUUGGAGAAGAACCCAAAGAGGACACAGUAACUCUUGCUGAAGUUAAUGUUGAGCCAAUGGAUGCUCCCAAAACCGAACAUAUUCAAGAGCCAGAAACAUUACAGGCCAUCACAUUAGAUUCAGAAGCAGGCAGCCCUGAAUUACCUCAAAAAGAAGUAAUAUCAGAGGAUGUUCCACCAGAAGAAACAGUUAGCGAAGAAGUCGAAGGCAAACCUGUGCCCAUUGCUGAAGUUAAUGUUGAGCCAGUGGAUGCUCCCAAAACCAAACAUAUCCAAGAGCCAGAAACAUUACAGGCUGACAUAUUAGAUUCAGAAGCAGGACGCCCUGAAUCACUUGAAAAAAAAGCAGUAUCAGCGGAUGUUCCACCAGAAGAAACGGUCAAAGAUGAACCCAAAGAGGAAACAGUACCUCUCACAGAAGAUAAUGAUGAGCCAGUGAGUGAUUACAAAAUUAAGCAAGAACCGGAAGUGUUACAGACUGCCACAUUAGAUUCAGAAGCAGGCAGCUCACAAUUACUUAAAAAGGAAGUAAUAUCAGAGGACGCUCCACCAGAAGAAACAGCUGCAAAUGAACCCAAACAGGAAACAGUGCCUCUGGCUGAAAUUAAUGUUGAGCCAGUGGAUGCUCCCAAAACCGAACAUAUUCAAGAGCGAGAAACAUUACAGGCUGCCACAUUAGAUUCAGAAGCAGGCAGCCCUGAAUUACCUCAAAAAGAAGUAAUAUCAGAGGAUGUUCCACCAGAAGAAACAGUUACAAAUGAACCCAAACAGGAAACAGUGCCUAUUGCUGAAGUUAAUGUUGAGCCAGUGGAUGCUUCCAAAACCAAACAUAUCCAAGAGCCGGAAACAUUACAGGCUGCCACAUUAGAUUCAGAAGCAGGCAGUCCUGAAGCACUUGAAAAAGAAGUAAUAUCAGAGGAUGUUCCACCAGAAGAAAUGGUCAAAGAUGAAUCCAAAGAGGAAGCAGUACUUCUGGCAGAAGGUAAUGAUGAGCAUGUGGGUGAUUCCAAAAUUGAGCAAGAACCGGAAGUAUUACAAGCUGCCACAUUAGAUUCAGAAGCAGGCAGCCCUGAAUUACCUCAAAAAGAAGUAAUAUCAGAGGAUGUUCCACCAGAAGAAACUGUGAAAGAUGAACCUAAAAAGGAAACAAUACCUCUAGCUAAGGUUAAAGCUGAAUCAGUGGAUGCUUCCAAAGAACCAGAAGUGCUACAAACUGUGCAAGAAACCACAUUAGAUUCAGAAGCAGGCAGCCCUGAAUUACCUCAAAAAGAAGUAAUAUCAGACGAUGUUCCACCAGAAGAAACAGUUACAAAUGAACCCAAACAGGAAACAGUGCCCAUUGCUAAAGUUAAUGUUGAGCCAGUGGAUGCUCCCAAAACCGAACAUAUCCAAGAGCUGGAAACAUUACAGGCUGCCACAUUAGAUUCAGAAGCAGGUAGCCCUGAAUUACCUCAAAAAACAGUAAUAUCAGAGGAUGUUCCACCAGAAGAAACAGUUACAAAUGAACUCAAACAGGAAACAGUGCCUAUUGCAGAAGGUAAUGAUGAGCCAGUGGAUGAUUCCAAAAUUAAGCAAGAACCAGAAGUGUUACAGACUGCCACAUUAGAUUCAGAAGCAGGCAGCUCACAAUUACUUGAAAAGGAAGUAAUAUCAGAGGACGCUCCACCAGAAGAAACAGUUAGUGAAGAAGUCAAAGACAAACCUGUGCCUAUUGCUGAAGUUAAUGUUGAGCCAGUAGAUACCUCCAAAACCAAGCACAUUCAAGAACCUGAAGUGUUACAAGCUGCCACAUUAGAUUCAGAAGCAGGAAGCCCUGAAUUACCUCAAAAAGAAGUAAUAUCAAAGGAUGUUCCACCAGAAGAAACUGUGAAAGAUGAACCUAAAAAGGAAACAGUACCUCUAGCUAAGGUUAAAGCUGAAUCAGUGGAUGCCUCCAAAGAACCAGAAGUGCUACAAACUGUGCAAGAAACCACAUCAAAUUCAGAAGCCGGUGGCCCUCAAUUACUUGAAAAGAAAGAAAUAUCAGAGGAUGUGGAAACAGUUACAGAUGAACCCAAAGAGGCACCUGAAGUCAGCACUGAGCUAGAAAAACCACCAAUGGAACCAGAAGUAUUGGCACCUGAUGUAAAAGAAGUCGUAACUGAAACAGAAACUGGUGCAGCUCCGUUCCGUGUAGAGGAAUGCAAUGCCCAGGAAAAACAAAUACUGUUAGAUGAUGUUACAAAACCAGCUGGGGAAUAUGUCAUUGCUUCAGUUCCCGAGGAAACUGACAACAAAGUUGUGGAUCAGGCUUUGGAGAGAAACAACGAUCAAAAAACAGAGCGUCUGGCCCAAGGUGUUGAGGUUGAGGUCAGCACCACUGAAGCUGUAGAAGAUUUAGAAACAACAGCAGCAGAUAAUGUGCUCUCUGUUAUGGAAGAAGCAAGCUGUGUUCAGAUCCUGGAGGAGACUGUCCUUUCUAAAGAAACCCCAGAGCCUUGUGUAGACAGUGCUGAAGCUUCAGAUGAACCCACACAUGAAGUGCAAGUCAACGGAAUAGGAGAUAAAAUAAAUGGACUUCCAAGUGCUGAGAUGAAGACUGCUGAGGUCCAACAUGUUGUUGUGAUGCAAGUAACCGCGUGUAAUCUAAAAGAUGAGAUACCCGGUGUUUUGGUAGAGACAACAUCAGAAACUCAUGAACCCUUGAUAAACACGAUGGCAGGUGAGACCGAGCUCAAGGAGGGAGUUGAGAGUGCCGCACCGUUAGUGGAAGACAGUGUAGAAGUUGAGGACAAUCACAGAAUCCAAGUGCAGUUAGUAGAUGUGGAUAUUAAAUCACUAAUAAAGGUAGGGGUUACAGAAGACAAAAAGGUCACAGAUGUUUGUCAUGAAACUAUUGAAAAAGUAGAAGUUCUCUCUGCAACUUCAGGAAUCGAAGAUGAGGUAUUUAACAAGGAAACCAAGGCGGCUGUUCAAGGAGAUAUUCCAAAUGUAAAGGAGAACUUACCACAGACGAUACCUGAAUCUCUGGUUGCCAGUUUGGAACAAGAAAUUCUGAAAGAUGCUUUGACAGAAGUGGUCGAGAAUGAAUCGAGUCAAGCGAAGAAUCAAAAAGAGAUAAAGGAUGGCACUGAGAAGUUUUCAGAAGGACAAGAUGAAGGUUCUGCUGUCAUCAGUGAUGGUAGCGCAAUCCCAACUGGACACCAUGAUUCCCACAUGCAAACAUCUGUUAUUCCAGGAGAUUUAGAUGUUUCGGUGCACGAUCAAGAAGAGGAUUUGGAGGAAACUAAAGCAGAUGAAAUACGCCCAUCAGAAGAAUUAGCUGUGAAGAAAGUCAUCGAAAAGACCACAGAAGCACAACAGAUAACCCAGAUCGUUACAACCAGUAAUACCGGACAAGUAGCUCAGCAAAACACUGGAACCAUCUCGUCAAUGUGUAACAUGGAGUCCCCAACUAGCUUUUCUUUUGAAGUCAAAUUUAACAUACAGUUUGAGAAAACAAAAGUACCUGAAUCUCCAACAUCUCCUACAGAGACACGCAAACCUGUAAAGCAGACGGACGUGUCUGAAGUUGGCGUUCAGGUAGUGGAGACAGUAGCAUCCAUAAAUGCAACCGAAAGAGACGAGAAACAGAUCACAGAACCGGCAGUAAACUUGGAUUCAAACAAAAUGACAAAGACUACAAGUCAGGCAGCACAACUGGACGUUGGUAUCCUAGCAGUGGAAACCAUAACACCAGUAGAAGAAAUCACAUCUACGGAGACAGUAACCCCGAGCAUCCAGGCUGCAGAAACAAUCCAACCAGAGACGCAAACAGAGUCAAGAGAAGUGUUUCUGAGUCAACCGGCGCUCAACGAAGCAAAAGCGAAGGAACCAACAGUCGAGGAAAAUGAUGAUGUGUGGCAGGACGCCGAAGAAGAGGUUUACACUCAACAGCAAACUGAGAAGGUGAAGGAACCUUGGGAGCAAGAUGAAAAAGCAGAACAUGGUCAAGAAGCCCAACAAGAAACGGACGAAACUGAAGGAACACGUGAGAUCGAGAGCGAAGGCGAACAUUUUGUUGCUGCACUCGAGCAUCCGGAAACUGUAACUACAGGCGACAUGACAAUGGAUUUGAACUAAUUCAACUCAAGUUUCAGCGACUGGUUGGACAAUCAAAAAGGAAAAGGAAGAAUGUUUCAAAAAGCCAUCAAAGCCUUUUCUUUCGCAUUCUGUUGAACAAAAAAUGAGCUAGAUUUAUUAGAUUAUUUUAUUAAAAUCACAAAUAUGUAUGAGAGAGAUGUAGCGAGAGAAGUACUGCUUCUCAGGGAGCAUGUUUGAGGUGUGACAGUGACAAUGAGUGGCCUCUUUAAGUAAAUUUAAUGAGCUGUUUGCUUUAAUUACUAAUCAUGCCAGGUCUUUCCAAUCACAUUUCACAUCAUACUCUGCCUCUCAUAUCUUUUUCAGCAGUUCUUUUUUCAUCGUUUAUGGUUAAAAAGCAUCAAAAAACAUUAUUCAGAAGCACCAUUACUUCAUGAUGUAUACGACCCAAGUACAGCACAUUUUGUAUAUAAUAAUAUAUGUCUUUGCAUCCUUUAUGUUCACAGAUUGUUUCACUUGUUUGAUUAUUUUACUUCAUGUUUCCAUGACAUCUAAAAGCAAUAGGCAGACCUGGACCUAAUGAGGAUAUGCAGUGUUGUUCUAUUUUAUCUUGUACAUAAUAACUGUUUUAAUGCUUAAACAGGCUGAACUGUGCAUUUUCAACCUAUGAGAAUUUCUACUCUAAGUGCAUGAAGACAGCAUGGUACAGAAAUGUUAUAUUUGACACUAUUGGCCAGUUUUCCAGAUGUGGAUGAAGCCAAAAGAGAAAUUCAAUGAAUAUCUCCAUUGAAUAAAGUUGUUAGUCCAGAACUGAGCUUAACCAUGUCUGGGAAACUGAUCCAAUAUACUAGAGUUGAAGUUUAAUCAAAAAUAUAUUUAUAAUUAAUAUAUUUACAAUCUGCAGAGCCUUAAACAAUCACGACAGCUUUACUCGUUUUUUCUCCCAGCUGUGCACUUUUAAGUAUCUUUGACACCACAGGUUCAGUAAUCGAACUGUGUAGCAGGAGUGGAAAAUAAGGUGGUUAUUUUAGCUGUUUGUCUACUUUUUUUCCUACAUACAUUGAUUUUAUGGAAACUUCCUGCUGAUCUGAUUCAUGUGAUGUCAACUAAUGCAAAAUGCAAAGCCAAGUUUCCUGUAUUUAUAUAAUAUUUACCACUGUUUUAUUAAUAAGAAAUAUUUUAUUUGAAUAAAUAAAACCUGCAAAUUUCAAA